AUGACAACCACCGAUCAUAAUCAGAUGAUGAAGCAAUGGCAGUUCACAAAAGCUGGAAAUCCUCGAGAUGUUUUAACAAUGGUCGAAGUACCUAUUCCAACUUCGUGUGCUGAUGAUGAAGUACUUAUAAAGAGCAGUCAUGUUUCAUUGAAUUCGGCUAUAGCGUAUCGGCUUAUAGCAUAUUAUGGUAUCGUCGAUCCGAUAGGUGCAUUCAUAGGCAGACCUGCUGUGCCCGAAAUGGACUUCAGUGGAAUUGUCUGUGAUUUACGAGGCGCAAAUGUAACAGAAUUUAAUACAGGUGAUCGAGUAUUUGGAAUCGGUCCUACAGGUAUUCGAGAUAUUACGCAAGGAGUGUUACGUGAGUAUGUACUUGCAAAGCGUGAUCAUAUCGUCAAGGUACCUCAACAUAUCUCACUUAAGGAUGCUUCAUGCUUCACAGCUACAGGCUACACAGCAUAUUGUUUCUUAGUUGAAAAGGCUAACUUGAAGAAAGGAGAGAAGAUUUUUAUUAAUGGUGGAUCGGGAGGCGUUGGUGUAAUGGCAAUUCAACUAGCACGUUCAAUUGUUGGACCUACAGGUCUGAUAGUGGCAACAUGUUCUCCAGCCAAAAAUGAUAUCGUUCGAAGUCUAGGCGCAGACGAAGUCAUAGAUUACACAUCACAUGUUUUGCCGGAUUAUCUUCGAGAGCACUACAGUUCACGUCUAUUUGAUGUAAUCCUCGAUACUGUUGGCAAUGAUCACACACUCUACUCCAAUUCACCCGAUUAUUUGACCCCAUCGGGUUCUACAGUAUGGUUGGCUACAAAGAGAAUCUUACAACUGUUAAGCGCGAUGGUUGUACCUGUCUACCUUGGAGGUGUACCUCGUAGACAUGUAUUCGAGCCUCUCAAACCGAAUCACUCGCGAAUGGUUGCUAUGGCGAAAUUAGUUGAAGAAGGAGCCAUGAAAGCUGUGAUUGAUUCUACAUAUGGGUAA
This is a messenger RNA of Adineta steineri, 975 nucleotides long. The record is from the annotation of a GenBank genome assembly. NCBI's taxonomy places the organism in Eukaryota, Metazoa, Rotifera, Eurotatoria, Adinetida, Adinetidae.